This is a messenger RNA of Sordaria macrospora k-hell, 2601 nucleotides long. RefSeq lists its product as uncharacterized. NCBI's taxonomy places the organism in Eukaryota, Fungi, Ascomycota, Sordariomycetes, Sordariales, Sordariaceae. The record is from RefSeq and is a predicted model, not a curated record.
AUGUCGGGCCCUAUAUUCGCUUCGCCCCAAAACGUCACUCGCACCGCUCACAGACUGGGAACCCUGUGUGAGCUCAUGAUACAAUCCGGCUUUAGAUUCUACGCUGUCGAGGAUGCCAACCAGGUUUUUAUCAGCUGGGUCAAGGCCUUUCAUCGACAAGAGCUUAAUCCGGAAGAUAAUAAUGACGACGAGGACGAAGGUUGGGGCGUGACCUGGGAGGAUCCGGAUCAAGAACAUGAUGUCGGGACCCUUUUAGCACUGGUUAUGGGCGAGAUCAAUGCAGAAAUGGCCGACUGGAUUUUGUGGGAACCAGGUUCCUCCGACAGUGAAGACUCUCUCGACAGCGAAGACUCUACCGACAACAAGUCCACUGAUGAGUUGAAAGACAAGCCCGCCAAAGAUUCUGUCGACAAGCCAAUUGAAGAGUCCACAGACAAAACCGCUAGAGAGUCCACCGACAUGCCCAUGGAAGAGCUCAUGAAGCCCUUGGUAUCGCAGCACCAAGCAGAGUGUACUGAGCAUCCCGUCGAAAAGUCUACCGACAAGCCAGCCGACAAGCCAGCCGACGAGUCCAUUGACGAGUCCACUGAUGAGCUCUCCGAUUCAAAGAUCGAUGACCGGAUAUUCCACGCAGCAGCAGAAUCACUGAAACACCUCAGCGAGCAAGAACUUCAAGAUUUGAGCGAAGACUACUACGUAGACCCACAACUCAAGAAGCUGUUAGAACUCCGUCGCGGGAAUGCGCACUCUCGGAAAGGGAAGGAGAAAGCAUGCCCGCGGUAUCCGUAUGCAGAGAACCUCACUUUCAAGACAGUGGAUGGUAUAUCGGAAUUUGUAAACGCUCCGCAACUCCUUUUAAUACCACGUGUUGAGACGUUAGGCCAAAUGAGCAAGGAGGAAUAUCUCGAAGUGGUCAACACAAGAACAACGAAGGCCGACCCUGCGGAAAAAAUGAUGAAAAGGCCAAUAUGGCUCAGGGCAGCUUCACGAAUGGGGAUUUCGCGUCAAAAUCUCGACGUGUCUCAGCCUGCUACAAUCUUGAAGCUGCGCCAAGUUGCAAAGGUCAGAGAGGAGUUGAACCAGAGCAGUACCGCUAGGGCCAUCUAUAACCGCACACCUCUUUCGAAGCCCGCCGGAGUUACCAACCUCCCUGGACUCUUUCAACCCCAUCGAUCUCCCCUCCCUCGCGGGAGAUCACCUCUGCCCGCCGAGUCUCCAACAAUUGCCGAAUCCAUCAGUUCGUUUGCUGCCGCCAUCACCGUCAUCGAUGCGUCCGUUGAUCUGGAACCCGUGGAAGUCUCUAUCAUUGUCCCGGAUGUAUCCGAUGAACCGGCAGAGGCUUCUGUUAUCGUCCCCAAUUCGUCCGCUAAAUUGGCAGAGGCUCCCGAAAGAGGCUUGGAGUCUCUCCAAUCUUUGGCGUCCCCGAGAUCCCCAGCGAUUGUGGAGUCCUCAAAGACCGCUAAGUUGGGGAAAAUUACUGAACAGGCAAUGUCUGUCCAAUAUUUAAAGUACUCGGGAGCCACACAGAAGUUACCCAGAUUCCCAAAGAUUGCCGAGUCGCGAAAGCCUGUUGAAUUCACAAAGCUUCCCGAAAGUCUGAAAUCCGUGGAGGGGUUCAGGAGGCCCGUUGGGUUUGCAAGUUACCAAAAACCGCUUCAAUCUCCCAACACUCAGAACACGCCUGCCGAGUUCGGCGCGCACCGGACCGACUUCCGGAGCACUAUUGAUGCCCUGGAGCUGGCAAGGUCAGAGUUCGAAAGGAUCUUAGAUCAUACGAUCGAUUCACUCACGCAGGGGGUUCAGGAGCUGAGGAAAAAAGCCAAAGUUGUGGAUGCCGUUGCUGUACAGGCCCCAAAGUCGGCCGGACUUUUGGAGCCCGCUGAGAUCUUCCCGUCUCUCGAGGUCAUGCAUCCCGCUAAAUCCCUAAUGCCCGCUAAAGCAUCAAAGGUGGCUGAAACCCCUAAGCCCGCUGGGGUAUCUCGGAACAUUAGAUUCCAAAAAUCUCCCGAGGCUCUGAUGCCUCCAAGAUCAAGGUUCGCCGAGUCCUCAAGGUCGGAGGAACACGAUGAAAUGUUCCCAACCCACGACAUCUCUCUGGCCUCAAAGGCGAAAAGGCGCUCCUCAGUAUAUACGCAGGAGCCCAUGGAGGUCAAGAGGCGCGGACAAGUGGGUCAGCCUUCGGAGUCUCCGAGAUUCAAGAUGCUGAAUGAUGAGGAGGACGAUGUGUGGCCGAGUACUGAGGGAGAAGCUGAUGCUCCGUUGAAUGUGGCUCCUUUGUCUCUUGUGGACCAUGCACUCGCUUCUGCAACUUUAUCGUCUGCUGCUGUAAUUGGGUCCCCUCCGUCUCCAAAUGCUCGCGGUAAAGCUAAAAAGCGUACCCCCCCACCCGCGGAUGAUACGUCGAAAGUCAAGAGGCGCGGAGAGGUUGGUGGGCCUUCGGAGUCUCCGAAAUUUGGGAAGGUGUAUAGCGAUGGAGAGGAUAGGACAACGCUAUAUGAGGAAGACGAUGACGCGAGAACCGACAGUAGACUCGAGACGGUGGAACUUGAAGCUGGCUCUCCCCCGAAACUGACUCCGGACACUGACGAUGAGGAGGAGUAA